ACAUAUUGGGAUAGAAAACAAAGGUGAAAGAUAAAUGUAUCAAGGAAAAACGAAUUAACGCCAGUAGAUGGCAGUGGAUUCCACAUCAUCCCAACCCGACCCUUCUUGUUGCUAUGACAACGUUCAACAGCCAGACUGAUGAUCCAAACGAACGAACUCCUCACAAAGUAACUCGGGCUUCGUCCGUUGAUAAGAGACACUGAACAAGAUGUCCACCUCCGCAAGCAUGUUGAAGAAACGUAGGCCUUCUCUGAAGGUUACGUCUUUGAAUGACAGCAAGGCCUCAGACAAAGGUUCUCUGCAAACCCCAAGACCAACUGUCAAGGUGCUUGAUGAAAAGGGCGAGGAUGUCACCCCUAAGCUCCUCUUCCAACCCGACCCAGGGUCCAUCCAGAUCAAACACAAGAACAUCUUGGCCAACGAUGCUUCUGCUGGCACCUCGUCCGAUUUCCUCUCAACUCUAUUCCAGUCAACCGCCAACACAAGUUUCUCGAUGCCCUUCAACAGGUCCUUCCUUGGCAGCAGCACAGUAUCCAGAUCAAGCCAGUCCACCAUGGAGUCCCUAACUGAAGACAUUGAGGAUCCUGCCUCAAAAAGAGACAUUCAUAUUACCCACUUAGAGUGCCACGGGAAAAGGGAGGAGGUGAAGGAGGAGUGGAGCGAAGACAUGCUGGACGACAUUGUUGACUGCUACAUCACGGAGACAGACACCAUCACACUCUUGGAAAUGCCUGGCGUCUCUGUGUCGGUGGAUGCAGAGGAUGCAGAUGCUGUUAGAGAAAGAAACCGCAUCUAUGCUGAGCUCUGCCAGAACAGGAUUGGCAAUGAUAAGUACAUGGAUCGGUCGAUGCAGACGUUCAACGGAGUGUCUAAGACCAAGAAGACCCAGACUGACAAAGUCAACAUGGUGGAUGCAGCAUCCAUGGCAACCGUCUGGGACCUGUACGACUCCUUCUGCGGUGGUGAUCAGGAGGGGACCCUGCCCGCUGAGGACCCCAUGGUGGACAAGCUGGGCUUCCCAGAGGCUGCGAUGGGGGCCCAGGGGGAACCAGAGAAGACCCCGUCACUGGUCAACACCUGCAGCUUUGCCAGCACGGCCAGCUCACGGAUGGAGACAGAGAUAUUCCUGGUGCGGGUGGAGGACGAGCCAGACCCGGCGCUAAUCCUGAACUCUGAGAGCUUCCGGCACAGCCUGCUGGUCAUGGAGAGGACCGUCCUGGCAAACAUCUACCAGCCAAGGCUGGCCGCAUACAGACAGCUACCUGCACUCGUACCUGCACUGGAACUGAAUGAUGAACCUGAACAAGACGGAGGUGUGGCAAAGCCCAAGAUAAAGGUCCCUAGUGGGGAGGAGAGAAUAGAGAGCCCCCUGCCUCCAGUGCUGGAGCUGCUCUGGGGCUUCAGCUGUGACCUCACCACCGGACACGAGGUCAGCUGCAUGGCCUGGAACAAGAAGUGUCAGGACCUCCUGGCUGUGGGCUACAGUCACUCCAAAGACAGCAAGGAAGGGCUGGUGUGUUGCUGGUCCCUCAAAAACAUCACAUGGCCCGAGUGUGUUUUCCGGAGCCAGAGCAGCGUGACUGCCCUGGACUUCUCGGCCAGUAGGCCCAACCUGCUGGCCGUGGGGCUGCAGGACGGCUGCAUCGCCCUGUACAACCUCAGCAGCCCAGAGAAGAGCCCAGGCACAAGUGAAAACGUCCAUAAGCACGUGUGGCCCCUGCAGCAGCUGCGCUGGACGUACCAGGAGCAGGGCUUCUCCAGGGAGGAGAAGCAGGAGGUCCUCAUCUCUGUGUCUGGGGACGGCCUGGUCAGCCAGUGGACCCAGCACAAAAGGCUUGAUUGCACAGACCUGAUGCAGCUAAAGAGGACGGCUGUGGAGAAGAAGAGAGUUGGGGAGAAGGAGAGGAACCAAGACAUAUUCAUAUCCAAACUCACUCCCGGACUUUGCUUUGACUUCCAUCCUGUGGAAUCCAGCCUCUACCUUGUGGGCACCGAGGAGGGCAACAUCCAUGCAUGCUCAAGCUCCAACCACGAGCAGUAUCUGGAGACCUACCAGGCACACACGCAACCCGUGCACCGAGUCACAUGGUCCCCCUUCAGCACCGACGUCUUCCUCAGCUGCUCUUCUGAUUGGUCCAUCCGGCUGUGGAGGCGGGGCAUUAACAAGUCGGUGCUGGACCUCACCUCCACCUACAGCGGCGUCUACGACGUAGCGUGGUCGCCCAGGCGGGCCACCGUGUUUGCUGCCGUCAAGCAGGGGCAGGUGGAGGUGUGGGACCUGGGAUCCAGCAUCCUGGACCCCCUUAUCGUGUACUCGGCUCAGCCAGGGUCCAAUCUGACGUCCGUGCUGUUCACCGCCAACACCGAUGGGCUCUUGGUGGGGGACAGCACCGGGAUGGUCAGCGUGUACCAGCUGCAGAACAUCACCAUGGGAGAAGACACUCAGGAGGACACUUUGGAAGACAUCAUUAACUCUUCUCUGGCGAAGCAGCUGUGAGCCGUACGGACGGACGGACGCACACACACAUACAUGCGAACAGACACACAUGCACACACACAUAUGCGAACACACACACACACACCUAUGCGAACACACACAAACA
Molecule: messenger RNA, 2603 nt
Organism: Gadus macrocephalus (Pacific cod)
Lineage: Eukaryota; Metazoa; Chordata; Actinopteri; Gadiformes; Gadidae
Gene: dnai4
Product: dynein axonemal intermediate chain 4
Exons: 17
Coding region: 209-2497 (762 amino acids)
Biological process (GO): cilium movement
Cellular component (GO): axonemal dynein complex
Molecular function (GO): dynein light chain binding; dynein heavy chain binding
Source: RefSeq, a predicted model, not a curated record